AUGAAGUUCCCAUCGAAUCCGCCGGCUCUCAGCCAGAGCCUUCUUGGCUGGGCUGAGGAGGCAGCCAUCUCCAUCGUGAUGGUUGUCAGAUCUCCUCAGCAAUCCCUCGACAGUGCUUGGGCAGUCUCUCGCAAAUAUUUCUUCUCUGUGAUUUUCAUCUCGCUUCUGGUGUCCAAAUUCUUCCAUGUCUGCGUCCAACUUACUUCGAUGACUGCGCCAUCUUUCUUGCCCUGGGGACCCACCUUCUUCCUAGUAGAUAUCGUGCUCAUUUUGGUAGCGUGCGGCCUUGCGCGAUGGUUUGAAUGGCGGAUAAUUCGGGACAUCGCGGCUGUGGUCACUGUUGCGUUUGGUAUCUAUGCCUCGUCGAUCGCAUCUGCCGACAUCUCGUUUUAUGUUCACACGGGCGCGGAGAUCUUCUACCCGCAGAAAUCGAAAGGCUCUAAACCCAACCCCGCGAAGUGGACUGUUCUGUCCGCCUUCGUCGCCGCUAUCUUCGUCGACGGUGUUAUUUUGGUCGGCGCAUACUUCGCAACGCCGCAUCUCUUCCGCGUGACCAAAGCUUUCCUCGAAAUCUGGGGUUCGCUGUUGUUCUCCCCAUUCGGUUGCUGUCGUCGCCAGAGAACGCCCUCGGCGGACUCAGAGAACUACGAGCAGAUUGCAAUCGAUGACUAUGAUGAGAAUAACCACGAUUCCGAGAAUCCCCAGGAAACCGAGAACCACGAGGCCGAGAAUCACCGCGAAACCGAUCCUCUCGCCCAAAUGGAUACGCCCCGAGAGAAGCCCGAGCAAAAGAGAUGGUCUUUGCUUCACCGUGUCCUUGCGAUCUCGUUCGGCUUGAUCAUAGUUUUGCUUUGUCUCGUUCGCCCGUACGAUCGGAAUUAUACCUCUAUGUCUGAGUCUCUGGCUUUCGCACCGUUCGCCAGCGACGAUUCCCGGUCCACUCAUGGAAGUGCCCCAGCAAAACCGGCUCCUCCAGCGAACCAGCCUCCUCCAGCGAAACCGGCCACCCCAGCAAAGCCGACCGCCUCGGAGAAAGCAAGUCCCACGUGGGCGACUCCAGUUAUGACGCCACUGCCGUCCGAUUUCAGCUGGCUGGAAGACACUACUGCUUUGGACACAUUCCCGAAAUUCGACUGGUUGCCGUCUUUCAAUUCUUCGAACGAAUUACCCGAUUGGUCUCCUUUUCGCCUCAACAGACACGACGAUCCUGAUUAUGACUAUGAACAUUACAACCCGCAGAAAGACCCUCUCCAUAUCCCCAAUCUCCACAACGAUAUUUUGGAGCCUAUCCGUGAAGCGAUCCACAACGGAAGUGUCAAGAUCAAACAUGUUGUUCUCCUCAAGUUAGAGAGCACUCGGCAAGACAUGUGGCCUUUUAGCUCCAGUUCCUACAUUAUGAAGCAUAUCAGAGAGUCUUACCCGGAUGGAGAAAUCCCCAAGGAAGUCUUGGAUAGACUGUCCAGCCUCACCCCUACCGCCGAGCGAUUGACUGGGUCUGAUAACGGAUUCCGUCAGGGCAAGGAAAGCAGUCGUCCGAAGCCCUAUGGUGGGAUCACUGCGAAUAACUCUUGGACUGCUGGAACUUACAGUCUAAAGAGUCUUACCGGCACUUUCUGUGGCGUGGACUCGAUGGCUGUCGAGGGCAACCACGAGUAUCAGCACGAUAUUUACCAGCCUUGCUUUCCACAUAUCCUCAGUGCACUGAACAAUCAGCCCAAAACUACCAAUGAGACCGAUGAUUGGGGUUCUUGGCCGUGGCGCACUAUGUACUUCCAGGCAUCCUCCGAUAGCUGGGACCAUCACUACGAUCUCACUCCAGAAUUUGGGUUCGAGGAUACCUGGGUGAAAAGAACGAUUGAUGAGGCAGGGGGCAAAUACAUCCCGGAAGAGUCAGAAGAAGAGAAGGGCCAUGGCCAUGAGGAUAAAGUGAUGAAGAACUACUUCCGGGAUGCCAUCGAGGACGCCAAGAAGAACAACACUCGCCUCUUUAUCGCUCAUCUCACCCACAAUACCCACACACCCUACUACAUUCCUCGCGAGUACAAGGAGAUGCUUGGGGAUAAGUCGGAUGAGCGGAACGAGAGGCUGGAGCGGUACCUCAACACCAUGGCCUACCAGGAUGAGUGGGUUUCCGAUAUCCUUAAAGUUUUCGAAGAUGCCGGAGUCGCCGAUGAGACACUGUUUAUCAUGACUGGUGACCACGGCCUCUCACUUCCGAAUGACGGUGGAAUCACCGCGAGAGACUCUCCUCAUGUCGCCAAUUUCCACGUGCCUCUACUCUUCGCGCACCCCAAGCUUCCGCAGCUCGAAAUUGACAAUGCCACGAUGUCUACUCAAAUUCUGCCGACUAUCCUGGAUCUGCUUAUCGAAACGUCUUCCGUCAACGAGGAGUCGACUAAGAUUCUUAGGGACUUGCUCUCCCUCUAUGGCGGACAGUCGAUCAUCCGUACCAUGAUCCCGGAGCAAAUGGGCUGGAAGGAGUGGCACUUCGGCACGACGAACCCUGGAGGCGGAAUGGUCUGUUUGCGCUCUGCCGCUCAGCCGUAUCGUUUAGUGGUGCCCCUCAAUUCCGAUGGCAGGUGGCGCUUCACCAACUUCGUCGAAGACCCCUUCGAACUGGAGCCCCUGGAGGAGAACGAAGCCGAUUCUCUGAUCACUACCGUGGAGAAGAAGCAUGGGCCGGAUGCUGCGAACUGGCUGGAUGAGGCAUCCCAGGUGGCUACGUGGUGGAUUGAUGACAACUUCCGUCGCUGGAAGUGGGAUCCCUCGAACCCGGAUAACGAGUACCCCUAA
Messenger RNA from Penicillium alfredii, 2793 nucleotides. RefSeq lists its product as uncharacterized. Bases 1 to 2793 code for a protein of 930 amino acids. Lineage: Eukaryota; Fungi; Ascomycota; Eurotiomycetes; Eurotiales; Aspergillaceae. The transcript has 3 exons. The record is from RefSeq and is a predicted model, not a curated record.